GUUGUUCUUUCUCUUCCAUGAAAAAGAGGCGGGGUUUGAGUUUGGGAAAAUUCAAGAGAAUAGCGAAACAGCAAGUCUUGAGGGAGAAAUCUGCUACAUGAAACUCGAUUUUAGACAUGGAAAUCGCCUUUUAAGUGUGAUGUUGGGAAGUCUAAUCCAUGCCUUCAUCCAGCACUGAGAAGCGUCUGUAGCCUCACUCACACGUCUGCCCGCCGGAGGGAGGCUGAAACUUUUGAAGGCGCUGCGUCUGGUCGCGCGGAUCCAGUGUGAGUGAACGGUGGGAUAAAACUCUUCUUUUUGGCUUCAUUUCCUCGCGUGUUGUCACGGACAUAUUCAACAUAGGAGCCAACAGCAGCUUCAACUAAUAAUGCGGCGUGAUUGAUCAUCGGUAGGAGACAAUACCCAUACACUGCUUUCCAUUCCUACAUAUUCACUGGAUAUCUGUAGACGAAGUGCGGGCGAAGAGGCUUUUGUUCUGCGGCGUUUCUCGCUGUGACAGGACUUGUUUCGUUUAGAGCAAUAUGACGUCUCCGGCUAAAUUCCGAAAGGACAAGGAGAUUAUUUCCGAAUAUGAAACGCAAGUUAAAGAGAUCCGAGCUCAGUUGGUGGAGCAGCUUAAGUGUUUGGACCAGCAAUGCGAGCUCCGCGUGCAGCUCCUGCAAGACCUGCAGGACUUCUUCCGCAAGAAGGCAGAGAUCGAGAUGGACUACUCCCGCAACCUAGAGAAACUUGCAGAGAGGUUCCUGGCCAAGACACGCUACACAAAGGACCCUCAAUUCAAGAAAGAGCAAAAUGUUCUGUCUCCAGUCAACUGCUGGAACCUUCUCUUGGCUCAGGUGAAGAGAGAGAGUCGAGACCACGCCACUCUCAGCGAUCUCUACCUCAACAACAUCAUCCCACGCUUCGCCCAGGUCAGCGAGGACUCAGGACGCCUCUUCAAAAAGAGUAAAGAAGUGGGCCUCCAGCUGCACGAGGAUUUGAUGAAGGUCCUCAAUGAGUUGUACACGGUGAUGAAGACCUAUCACAUGUACAACAUGGACAGCAUCAAUGCUGAAAGCAAGCUGAAGGAGGCAGAGAAGCAGGAGGAGAAACAGAUGAGCCGCAGCGUCCGACAUGAGGACAGGCAGACCCCGCGCUCGCCCGACUCGCUCACAAACAUCAAGAUCGAGGAGAAACAUGUGCGCCGCAGUUCCGUCAAGAAAAUCGAGAAGAUGAAGGAGAAGCGGCAAGCAAAAUACACUGAGAACAAGCUGAAAGCCAACAAGGCCAGGAAUGAGUACCUUCUGGCUCUGGAGGCCACCAACAACUGUGUCUUCAAAUACUACAUCCAUGAUCUGUCUGACCUCAUAGAUUGCUGUGACCUGGGCUACCAUGCCAGCCUGAACCGUGCACUGCGUACCUACCUCUCGGCCGAGUUUAACGUGGAGACUUCCAAGCACGGUGGUUUAGAGACCAUUGAGAACGCUGCGGAGAACUUGGAGGCCAACGCAGACAAGCAAAGGCUCAUGGAGACCUACAACAACGUCUUCUGCCCUCCUAUGCGCUUCGACUUCCAGUCUCACAUGGGUGAUAUGGUGGGACAUUUGUGUGCCCAGCAGCCCGUGCAAGGAGAGCUGAUCCAGAGAUGCCAGCAGCUACAGUCCCGCCUGUCCACACUGACAAUAGAGAAUGAAGAGGUAAAGAAGACGAUGGAGGCCACUCUACAAACCAUCCAGGACAUGGUGACCAUUGAGGACUUUGAUGUGACUGACUGCUUCCACCACAGUAACUCGAUGGAGUCGGUCAAGUCCACUGUGUCUGAAUCUUUCAUGAGCAAACCCAGCCUGGCCAAGAGACGAGCCAACCAGCAGGAGACAGAACAGUUCUACUUCACGAAACUGAAGGAGUUUCUGGAGGGCAGGAACCUCAUCACCAAAUUACAGGCUAAACAUGACCUGAUCCAAAAGACUCUGGGAGAAAGUCAGAAGACCGACUACUGCCUUGCCAGCGGACGGAGGAACUCCACUGUUUGGAAACAGGAGUCCAGCCAAAUCAUUCCCCUGAUGGUGGAGAGUUGUAUUCGCUUCAUCAGUCGACACGGUCUCCAUCAUGAGGGCAUUUUCAGGGUGUCCGGCUCUCAAGUGGAAGUCAAUGAUAUUAAGAACGCCUUUGAAAGAGGUGAGGACCCGCUGGCUGGGGACCAAAACGAUCAUGAUAUGGACUCCAUUGCUGGAGUGUUAAAGCUCUACUUCAGAGGCCUGGAGAACGCCCUCUUUCCUAAGGAAGUCUUCCAUGACCUAAUGUCCUGUGUCUCCAUGGAGAACCUCCAGGACAGAGCUGUCCACAUCUGCAAAGUCCUGCUGUCUCUACCCAGCAACAUCCUGGUUAUCAUGCGAUACCUGUUCGCUUUCCUCAACCAUCUGUCCCAGUACAGUGAUGAUAACAUGAUGGACCCCUACAACCUGGCUAUCUGCUUCGGCCCCACACUCAUGUCUGUGCCUGAGGGCCACGACCAAGUCUCCUGCCAGGCACAUGUGAACGAGCUCAUCAAAACCAUUAUUAUACAUCACGAGACCAUCUUUCCAGGGCCCCGUGAGCUGGAGGGGCCCAUCUAUGACCGUGGAGGAGCCGCUGAGGAAUACUGGCUACACUUUAUCCAUCUUAGGAUGAGGAAACGGCCAGAAGCGCCCAGCAUCCGAAGAACAAUCCGGCCAGUGGAGGGUCUAGGCGAGGGCUCAUCCGGAGCAACAGGGGGUUUAAAGAACUCGUCCAUGCCGGCAAGUGGACUGGCCAAGGAAGGGACAGACAAGCGACCGGUCAGUGCUCACAGCGUCCUAAACUCCAUCACCCGACACUCCUCUCUGAAAACUAAGGUAGAAGGUCCUCAGCUCCGCAAGUCCACGCCUGCAGGGCGAUCCAAGAGUUUCAGCAAUCACAGACCACUGGACCCAGAGGUCAUCACUCAGGUGGAGCACAGCUCACAGGACAUUGAGGUGACUAUGAACACGGCUCUGAGUGAGCUGCGAGAGCUGGAGAGGCAGAGCAACGUCAAACACGCUCCUGACGUUGUGCUUGACACUCUAGAGCAGCUGAAGAGCGGAGGGGCAUCUGACCCCUCCAGCCCGCUUCAUUCCCGCCUGCUCCGUGAGGCCGACUCCUCCCAGCAUCCUCUGCAGCGCAGCGCCAGUUCGGCCAGCGACAUGCCCUCCACCUUCCGGCCCGGCAAAACCUCGGGUCCCAAAAGCCCUCUGUCGUCAAUGUCUACAACAGGUCUGUCCGCUUCCGGCUCCAGCUUUAGAGAUAACAAACCCCCAGCCACCAAACCCAAGCCUGUGGUGUUCCCAAAAAGCAGUUCGGCAGGGGGCAGUCCGGCGAUGGGAUCCCCAACCACCACCAUACUGCCAACACCACCGCCCCCUCCACCAUCCACCGACAAGUCCUGCCCCGUCUGAGGGUUUACAGCCUCGAUCUGUGAUCAAUUUCUUAGUAAUUCCAAGAGCACCCUCUAAUACUGACUCUUUGGAUCUUCAUGAAAAACUGUGGACAACUUAACAGACUCCAACUGAUAUUGGAUGCUUGCGUGAUUGAGCAUGAGUGUGUGUGUAUGGAAUUAAUAUACACAUGUGGAAUAUUAGAGUGAUUUUACAACACUGUUUUAGUUUAGAUUGAGACAUGGACAUCAGCAAUCCCUCUUUUCUAAUCCCAAAUUAGUGGUUUGGAGUUUUUUCGACUGAUUUUAUAAGGGGUCAGACUUUGAGGACAAACGAGCAGUUGGAAGUGCUUUCUGAGGACACAUUCUUCCCCUCGGACUUUGGUGCAUCUUGAAUCAGGUUACAGACGGCGCAGAAUCUCAGUAAAUAGAAACAAAAUUUCCUGAUAUGAAUUUGCCGCUCCUUGUCACAUAACAGCAUUACAUCUUGAUCCAAAUCUGUCUUUUACUUCAGAUUCUACAAAUCUGUUAUACAAUAAUCAGUAGUUACAGUUCAUAUAAUCCACAGUUUCUGCUUAAACACACCAAUCCUAAACACACCAAUUAAAGGAAUAGGAUCAUCUUUGCAUGAGGAUUCACAAGAUAUUUGCAUGGCAAACGUGGAUUCCCUAACAAACAGAUUCAAAAGCACUUCUGACAUUAUUAACAGUCUUAAUAUGUGGUUUUAUUGUACUAUUAUAUCAGAGGGCACAUAAAAAAGAGAUUGAUGUUUUGUAUAAGUUUAAUUAUCAUGAUUAUAACUGGAAAAAGUGAUCUAAAAAUGAGGAAUGUCAUGCAAGCACAUUAUUUCUUCGUCGCCCAUGUAUAAAAAAACAAAACAGAUAAAAGAAACAUGAUUUUAUUUCAUUUUCCCUAGGUCAUUACUCACCUUUGGGUCUGUAUCAUGGUAUCUAUGUAUUAGUAUGUGUGUUUACGUACAGUAUGUAUAUUCUGAAUCUUAGCAGCCUAACAGCAGCUUUUAGAAACUGACGAUGCAAAAAAGGGAAAGACUUAAAACAGACCAAUGGCGGAUACAUGCAAAAACGUAGCUUGCUUUCCUCCGUUUUUCCAACUCUGAAAGGAUAAGCGUGCAAAAAGCCUCUUUAAAAGUCUGACAAUCUUCAUCACACGGUCUGCCUGAUUAUGCCUUCGGACAAGUCUGUAUUUUCCUAAGCGAGGCCUUAAUGUCCUAGAAAAUGAGUUGUGGUGAUAUGCAAAAGUAGCCUACUCCACUUUGAAUUGUAUUGCCUUACAAGCAAUGACUGUGACUCCUGGAAAAUAUCUACAGGCAGACUGAGAUGUUUUUGACUGAGGCACCCCCCCCC
Sinocyclocheilus rhinocerous is the source of this 4773-nucleotide messenger RNA. Its product is annotated as SLIT-ROBO Rho GTPase-activating protein 2-like. The record is from RefSeq and is a predicted model, not a curated record. The transcript has 20 exons. The coding region runs from base 522 to 3431 and encodes 969 amino acids. Lineage: Eukaryota; Metazoa; Chordata; Actinopteri; Cypriniformes; Cyprinidae. Gene Ontology annotation, biological process: signal transduction.